AUGGAGCCCACCCUCAGCAGCCCGUUGUUCACUCGCCAGGUCGUGCAGGCGAUGCGCUCGCUGUACCCUGAAGAGCUUGCCGACCGCGCUUGGGACAACGUGGGUUUGCUCCAGGAAAACAUCGAGCCGGCCUCUGGCAGCGUCCCUCCGCGAGUCCUCCUAACCAACGACCUAACGGUCGCUGUCGCUGAGGAGGCGAUUGCCAAAAGGGUGUCCGUAAUUGUGAGCUACCACCCCUUCAUCUUCCGCGGCCUGAAGGCAGUCACCCUCAACGAUCCCCACCAACGCAUCGUCCUGCGCCUGGCACAGCAGAACAUUGCAGUGUACAGCCCCCAUACCGCGAUCGAUGCCACCUUGGGUGGCGUCAACGACUGGCUCGCUGACAUGCUGGAUGAGCACGGCGUCACAAAGAAGUCCGUCGUCCAGUCGAUCCGCAGCCCCGUGCCGGCGGGCUUUGAGGGCGCGGGCUACGGCCGCCUUGUCGAACUUGAGAAGGCCGUCAACUACGUUAGCAUUGCGAAGACUUAUGCCGAGAGGCUGAAUACUUCUCUGGUCAUGGUCGCCCGGCCGAGCCCGACGUCCGGUGUAUCGGUGUUCGUGCGGUCAGUCGCCGUCUGCGCCGGGUCUGGUUAUGACGUCCUCAAGGACACCAAUGCAGAUGUCAUUGUGACCGGCGAGAUGACCCACCACAACGCGCUGCGGUUGACUAUGCUGGGCAAGUACGUCAUCACGGUAUUUCACAGCAACUCGGAGCGCGGGUUCUUGGAAGAGGUCCUACAGCCACAGCUAGAAAGGAUCCUCAAGAAGCAGGACCCCGCAGCCGAGGUGUUGGUAAGCGGUGAAGAUCGGGAUCCUUUUGAGAUCUUCAAGUUUGACAUUUGA
Messenger RNA from Chaetomium strumarium, 882 nucleotides. RefSeq names its product GTP cyclohydrolase 1 type 2/Nif3. The coding region runs from base 1 to 882 and encodes 293 amino acids. Gene Ontology annotation, cellular component: cytoplasm; mitochondrion. The transcript has 4 exons. NCBI's taxonomy places the organism in Eukaryota, Fungi, Ascomycota, Sordariomycetes, Sordariales, Chaetomiaceae. The record is from RefSeq and is a predicted model, not a curated record.